AUGGCAUUUGAAAGAGAAUUAUUGGUUGCGACUCAAGCUGUACGCAAGGCGUCCUUAUUGACCAAGAGAAUUCAAUCUGAAGUGAUCUCUCAUAGAGAUUCCACUACUAUCACCAAAAGUGACAAUUCCCCAGUCACUACAGGUGAUUAUGCAGCACAAACAAUCAUAAUCAAUGCCAUUAAAAGCAAUUUCCCAGAAGAUAAAGUGGUAGGUGAGGAGUCAUCAUCUGGGUUGAACGAUUCGUUCGUGUCAGAGAUUUUGAAUGAAAUUAAAGCCAAUGACAACGUCUACAACAAGGAUAAUAAAAAGAAAGAUUUCCAAUUCACGAAUGAUCAGUUUCCACUAAAAUCUCUGGAAGACGUCAGACAAAUCAUCGAUUUCGGCAACUACGAAGGCGGUAGGAAGGGAAGAUUUUGGUGUUUGGACCCUAUUGACGGUACCAAAGGGUUUUUAAGAGGUGAACAGUUUGCAGUAUGUCUAGCAUUAAUUGUCGACGGUGUUGUCCAGCUCGGCUGUAUUGGUUGCCCCAACUUAGUCUUGAGUUCUUAUGGAGCGCAAGACUUGAAGGGCCACGAGUCAUUUGGUUACAUCUUCCGCGCUGUUAGAGGUUCAGGUGCCUUCUACUCCCCAUCUUCAGAUGCUGAAGCAUGGACCAAAAUCCAUGUUAGGCACUUAGAAGACACCAAAGACAUGAUUACUCUAGAGGGGGUAGAAAAGGGACAUUCUUCUCACGAUGAGCAAGCCGCUAUCAAAGACAAGCUAAACAUUUCUCAAUCUUUGCACUUGGACUCACAAGCCAAGUACUGUUUGUUGGCCUUGGGCUUGGCUGACGUGUACUUACGUCUCCCCAUCAAGCUUUCUUACCAAGAAAAGAUCUGGGAUCAUGCUGCAGGUAACGUUAUUGUCCACGAAGCCGGCGGUAUUCAUACAGAUGCCAUGCAAGAUGUUCCCUUGGACUUCGGUAACGGUAGAACUCUAGCUACUAAGGGAGUUAUAGCGUCGAGUGGACCACGCGAGUUGCAUGAGUUGGUGGUAUCUACAUCAUGUGCUGUGAUUCAAUCAAGAAAGGCCUGA
Saccharomyces kudriavzevii IFO 1802 is the source of this 1074-nucleotide messenger RNA. RefSeq names its product 3'(2'),5'-bisphosphate nucleotidase (gene MET22). Gene Ontology annotation, biological process: sulfate assimilation; phosphatidylinositol phosphate biosynthetic process. Gene Ontology annotation, molecular function: 3'(2'),5'-bisphosphate nucleotidase activity. The transcript has a single exon. Bases 1 to 1074 code for a protein of 357 amino acids. Lineage: Eukaryota; Fungi; Ascomycota; Saccharomycetes; Saccharomycetales; Saccharomycetaceae. The record is from RefSeq and is a predicted model, not a curated record.